GUAUACUUGAUGCGUGUGGUUAUACCGUAUAAAAGGGGUGGGCAAACAAGUCAAGCGUGUUUGAGUGCGCAAUGGCAACAUUUGGAGCCGCCCAGGCGGCCGCUGCUUCCCCUGCAAUCCUGAAGAGCAGCGAUCAGGUCACGCGUUUCUCUCCAUGGAUAACAGCGCGCUUGGAAUUGGAAGGGUGGCGGGGGGCCAACGAGAGGUGCGCGAGCAGGGGCAGCCCCGACGCCAGCAGCUGGUGGAGCCCCGCCGCGACCGCCGCAGGCGCAGGGCCCUGCUGUGAGGCCCGGGAGCAGCCGCCCCAGCCCCAUGCCCAUGCCCAGACCCCGCAUCAACAGCAGCAGCCAGUGGAUGCCGCUGCCGCCUGCCCGUGGCUGCCGGCCUGCUCGCGCUGGUCGGUGACGGCGCCGGGGCACCUGUCCACCGACAUUGAAGACCUGCAUGAAGCGGCGUGUGGCGGCGGCGGCUCGGGGACAUACGACGACCCGCAGACCGGCUUCAUGGUGUUCACGGCGGCUGCGCUGUCGAAGCGCAAGUCUUGUUGCGCCAACCGCUGCCGCCACUGCCCCUUCGGCCAUUACAAGGUGCAGGGCCCGCGGCCACGUGUCAAUCGUCUCACGCAGCCGGCGCUGCUGCAGCCCAGCCCCGGGACGCGGCGCGUGGCGGCCUCAGGCGCAGGCGCAGCAGCACCAUCAGGUGGUGCUGGUGCUGAGUCGGGCCCUGAGGCGGGUGUGACCCUGGUGGUGUAUGAGGGAGAUGCGGCAUCGGAGGCCCUGGCACGGAUGAUGGCGGGCGCGGUGGCGGCGGCGCCGUCAGCGUCGCCCGCGGCGGCGCGAGGCGUGGGCUGUCUGCCGCAGCCUUCUGCGCCGUUCGUGGCUGGCCAGCGUCUGGCGCUCUUGGCGGCGUUUGACGUGGACACUGGCCGGCUGUGGGGCCCCGCCGGCGACCCAUCCACCGCGGCCGCCGCGGCGGCACUGCGGGCAGGCAGCGGCGCCGACUCUGACGCCGACGGCGGCAGCGGCAGCGGUGGUGACGUGGGCGCCGCCAUGGAUGCCAGCCUGCGCGACAACCUCGACCUGGUGGCGGUGCCGCUGCAGGUGUCGGGCCGGUCCUGGCAGCGAGACCCGGCCGUGGCGGGAGAGGCGCUCACGCACGUGCUGACCACUGCCGCCCGGCUGAUGCAGGUGGACCGUGUGGAGCGGGUGGUGGUGUCUAGGCCAGAGGACGGCACCCCGGCACUGUUCGCACCAGGCACACGUGGGUGCGUGGCAGGCGGCUGGGAGGCGCUGGUACAGCGGGCCAAUUCGCAGCUGCAGCAGCAGCAGCGUUAGCAGGCGCACAGGCGAGGUUGCAGGAGCAAUCCUUAGAGAUGCGCCCAACUGCUUAGGCUGCGGGCCAAGCAGCUGCAGUCCAUUCGUGAAAUAUUACAAGCCCUGCUUGUGCAGCAGGCCGCAACUGAGCGCUGACAACUGCCAUAGUUUUGUUGAACACCUGCUCUUUUUCCGGGCACGGGCUCCGACGGAAUCCACGGAGAUACGGCAUGUACUUUGGAAAUGCCAAAUAGAGUGAUCCUGCGACGGGCGUACGCUUUAGAGUUCAAGGACCUGGGGACUGGAAACGGGUACAGCAUCAGUGAAGAUGUGAGCGUGCGUGUGGAUGAUGGACACGGCACAGACCUUUCUUCCUUUUUCGGGCAACGUUUGUUCUUGUGAUGCUGGUUGCACUGGUGCGUCUGCUGUUCGUGCUCCUGGACCUCUGGUGCGCAGUGCGAGUGACUGGCUGAGUGAUCAAGGAAGAGUUGUGUUCAUGGGGGGGGGGGGGUCCUGCAAGAGAGGGAAGGAGCAGGAUCAGGCAGGAUGAUUGGAGGGGGAGUAUAAAUUACUGAGAGGCAUGGCUGUCUAAUGGAGCUGAUGUAUGCUAUGCUAUGGCUUCGGACCCCGGACUUGAAUGGGAGUAAUGAAUGCGGCGCUGCUUUGUCCGGGCGGCCGCCGCUCAUACCAUGCUGCCGUCACACCUUCCUAUGCCGGUAUGAGUGCACACCGUCAAACGUUUUUGGGCUAUGGGUAUCUUGCACAUACACAACGCGGUGACCGCGUCGGAGCUUUGGAUAUACGCCGACUGGAGCGUUGUGGCUGGCGUUCACUGCGUGUGGGUAUUCGGCGGUUCAGGCAGGACGUUGGCUGGGGCCCUAGGCGGCCUUUGAGCGCUUGGUAUCCUGGGCGCCUUGCAGUGCUAAUUAAAUGUACGGUACACCUGCGUGCAUAAAGUUCUUUUGCCGCGGGGAAUGAACGCGCGUCAAUCGGGGCCGUGAGUAACAGUAUGAGGGCCCGAAAGUAUAACAA
Molecule: messenger RNA, 2345 nt
Organism: Chlamydomonas reinhardtii
Lineage: Eukaryota; Viridiplantae; Chlorophyta; Chlorophyceae; Chlamydomonadales; Chlamydomonadaceae
Exons: 5
Coding region: 72-1334 (420 amino acids)
Source: RefSeq, a predicted model, not a curated record